This is a messenger RNA of Macrobrachium nipponense, 14645 nucleotides long. RefSeq names its product KICSTOR complex protein SZT2-like. Gene Ontology annotation, cellular component: peroxisome. NCBI's taxonomy places the organism in Eukaryota, Metazoa, Arthropoda, Malacostraca, Decapoda, Palaemonidae. The record is from RefSeq and is a predicted model, not a curated record.
GUAUUGUUGUCAUAACUGAUGGGGUAAUCAGCCUCCCAGAUGCCACCAUGUUUGACUCACUUCUAGUUCAGUUGAGAAACCAGACCAUUGCUUGCAGUUUUCUCCAGCUUGGCUCUGUGUAUCAUCCACAAGCAUCUCUAGGAUUUGUGCCAUUUUCUGACCUUAUGCACUUUUUAGCUAUGGCAACUUGUGGGGCUUACAUGUCAACCUUACCACCCAUAGAAGAUGAUUAUGAAUAUGACAUGAAUGAGUACCACAAGUCCCUUCUUUUGUGGGGGUUUCAGAACUUCAUGCAUGGAUCAAUGUAGAGAAUGGAUAUUAUGCCACCUAGCAGGUUCUUCAAUUUGCAGCCCAUUUUUCAAGAAGCAACCGAGCUCAUAAGAAAGAAAGAGAAAGAGACGCAGUUAAAUACAACGCUCAAUGCUGUCUUGUCUUGUCGUUUGAGGGAGGGCUACACAAUCAAAGAAGUUGCUGUAUCAGAUGAUCAAAUACAACUAAUUCUAGUCUUACCAUGGAAGUACUCCAUUUUCAUUGAGUAUCACAUGAGAGCUUUAUGGCCACCAACGCAGUCAUCUGUCCAUACCGAAGUCUGGAUAGAAGCAACGUACGAGUUCUUAAACGAUGUCACAAAUGACCUGAACCACCAACUGCGUUCCAAGUAUCGCCAGCGCAUGGUUGCCAAAUACUGGAGCACUUUGCAGCAUCUUCGAGAAACAGAUAUAAGAUUGGUUGAAUUCCAGUCAUUUACUUCUAACCAGGUGUACUUCACGAUUCCAGACUGUGUGAAGAGUGGCUAUCCAGUGUUUUACUUAAAUCCUGGGCAGAGUCACCCAAUUUCAGCUGGAGCGAGUGAUCAGUUUCCUCAGUUUGCGACAUUCUGGAAACUUGUGUGCUCGUUGGACACAAAUAUCUGGCAGAAAUGGAUGCACACACACCGCAUAGGCGUCAUCUUAGAACACGAUCACCCUCUGCCGAAGAAUCUGCAUAUUACCAAUGCGAGUGGCAGAUAUGGUAUCGUCCAGUGUCGUCAGGCUGAGUUGGCUCUCACGACUCUUCUAACCGACUGGUGUGACUUUGUGCUGAUUGAAAAUCAUUCCUACGUCAAGUUCCUUCGUGAGGAUGAGCCUGAGAAGCCUCCUAUAUCUUUCUUCGUUGUGAGAAUUAUGUCGAAGCCUCCCCCUUGCAUUGUCAUUCGGAUUGCAUUUUUGGGGGGUACUCCAGGAAAUAUAAGAAAUCAACUUGUGAGGCACCUCAGCGAACGAAUUCAGGGGCUAACAUUCCCAUCUCGUAUGGGCCUCAGUGAUCGCAGUAAAUCACUAUCACCGUCAACUCAUCAGUCUGAGGAAAAACUCAAUGAAGGUGUUGGAAUGACACUCUCCCCUGCCACAGAACUCAGGGAAACAGGGCUUCGACCUGUGCUGACUCGCGCAGCCUCCAAUAUUCCAUGUUGUGUCACCACGCAUAAACCUAUUGAAAAAAUUCUCAUAUGGUAUGAGAAGGUUCCAAGUAAUCUGUUGAGUUGUAUUGUGCAAGAAAGCUCUAGCAGUGCAUCUACUAGAUAUGUUCACUCUAACCUGGGAGCCACCAAGUCGGCAACCAACAACAUGUCCCUGCUCUCUCGUUACUUACACCACAGAAGAUGGAUUUGGUCUGUCCAAGCUCCCAGCGCUCCAGCUGUCUCCCUCAAUGCUGUUGCCAGGAUUCUGAAUACUUUAGCGAGAAUACGUCUUCAAGAAGGAUUCAACUUUGCAUAUUCCUGCAAUGGGAUCAUCACAAUGGUGCGGGAAUUUGAUAUGAAGCUUGAACUUCGAGAGAGCGAUGACAAUGGACUGUUAGAAUCUAAUGUCGAAGGCAGUCUGGAAACGUUUCCAUGUGUUGCUCAGUAUGUUAUUUUUCCACCACAUGUGACCAACUCAGCUAGAGAAAGCACUGUGGAUGAGGACUGGGAAGAAGGUGACAGUAUAGAAGCAGAUGGAGAGUUGCAGGUUGUAACGGAAUGCUGGAUCGAGCCACAGAAUGGUGCCGUCAUAUCCCCCUUUCUUCCCAGUGGACCAGGAAUGCAUCUGGGGAUUGCUGACGUUCGAACACUUGCUGUCCAUGAGCCAAGGUCAUGGCAACACUGUGUGUGGAUUACCUUCAAAAGCAGGGAUGCUUUUUACAGGAGGAAUAGGAGGAGGAGGAGGAGGUCCUGUUCCUCAUUUCUCUCUUCCCCCUGUAACCACAACCUUGCACGCAGCCCCUCGGAUAACUCAAGUGCCAUUUACUUUCGACCUCAUUCGCCUCCUGCCAAAGUGCCAGCAAGUUGAGUUGCUAGUCUCCACUUACAUUCAAGACUUGUACAGUAGCCUGGUAAAGAGAGUCACAUUUGGUGGUGAAAAUACUACGGACGAAGCCAAUCAGAUCUUGUAUGGUAUGCUUUUGGAUCACUUGAGUCAGCUACACGAUAACCAGGAGUUCCCCCUGAGCACUGCUGAUCUUCGAGCAUUACCCAAGAUGUUGCGGGAAAGGCAGCGUCCUCCUACCUCUAGUCCUUCGCCAUUUUCCAACACCUACAUCAGUGACAAUUGUGACCCUCCCAAAUGGAGAUGCUUCCUAAAGGGUGUGUCUCAUAAUCACCUCAUGAUCACACUCAUUCCAGCCUCAUACCAUGACUUGAAGUCUUUGUUAGUCAAACGUGCCAAUUUAUCUGAUGGAGAGAAUUUGGCUGUCAAAGUCAUCCCUGACUCGGAGAACACUCUUGAUCUUGACACUGAAACCAACACAACUGAUCAGCCCAUUGGAGGGCCCAUGUCAGAACAGCAGGUUUCUUUUGAGAGUAGCACAUCAUCUUUAACCCACCUCACAUCACCUAGUCUUCCCCCUCCAACUCCAACCAAUAGCAAGUCAAAUGGUCCUGCAGUUGAGGAAACAGAUGGCCUUCCACCUAGGAUGCGUUAUAGGUCAGGGCCAGUAGUAACAACACAAUCUCAACCAACGCAUCCAGUUUUUUCUGAUUCAGUCUUGAGGGAAAGGGCCAGUUCCUUUCAUGUCAACAGAGAACGAUGUAGUUCCUUUGGCCAGGGAUCUUUAGCUCCUGAACGCAGUAGGACUGGAUCAGUGGACUCCCCCACUAAGGAUCCUCAUAGUGACCUGACCGUCACCGAGUCGCCCAAAGAUCCCGUUAAGAGACGCUACGUAUCGAUGCCUUCCAAAUCGCUGCCGGGAUUCAGUGAUCCUUCUGUGAAGAGUAUGUCCAGUGAAGCCCUCAGAAAUGACGAUGGCUGUGUCCCUCUUCACUUGAGGAAUACUGGAGCAGAAGUGGAAUCUGUUGGAAGAGGGCCAAGUACUGAAGAGAGCCAGAGUGCAGUCCCUCCUUCUCCCUGCCACAAGUUUCUGUUUGGGGCUGUUACUCUGCCAAUCUAUGUUUAUGACUGCAAGCUCAACAGCAUUAUUACUCAACUGGUGAACAGGGAAGAGAGGUCAUAUGUUGUUGGGAAAGACAUUUUUAUGGAUUCAACCUUUAAACUUGAGCAUGAUCUUAUAGAGGACACUGUUCCUCUAAAAGAUGAAGAGUUACCAUCUUUGAGUGGCAUUCAGGAUGACAACAAACUCCCCAGUCCAGAACCUCGGUCUGAGGAAUCAGAUGUUGGAGUCGAUUCUAGUUUCCUGCGAACUCACGUUGGGGCCGUUGAAGUGUGUCAUCUUCGUAGCUUUGUGUUGGGUGUAUUUCAGUCAUUGCAAAAAGAACUGAUGAUCCACAAACAGGAUAUGGAGGCUGCAUUAAACCAUUGCCAUGAAGCUGUUAUGGAAAUUGAAAUAUCUCAUUUCCUUCAGACAAUAUGCGGGCAUCUUCGAGACUUCAGACUAAGAAGUAACAUCGAGCAAUUGCAUCAUUCCCAUUCUGCUACUCCCAAGCCUCAAGAUGGUGGGGAGGAGGAUGUGAAUGGCAGAGAAAAGGCUACUGAUCGGGUUGAUGACGAGGUCCCUAGCAGACCGAAGCCAGUUCCAAGCACAAGAUUUCCGUUGUCACUCCUGAAGCAACAUCUGCCUUGCAGAGACCUCCAGCAGUUGCAUUCUAUGAUCAAGGAGAGAUUUUCUGGGAUUCUUCAAGGUUCCUUUAGGCCAGUGCCAUCUCUUCCAGAAUACUACUUCUUUUCCCCUCAGUCUCUUCACCGUUCAAACGAGGGAACACCAGUCGGGGACUUCAUCUAUGUGUCGUCUCGUGAUCUGGAAGACUGGGAUCAGGCCCCUCUUGUCCUGCCGAGACACCGAAAGUUGCGAAGAGUAUCUGUCGGCAAGCGCUGUGAUUCUUUUGCCGAGGGUGAGGAGGACAUCGAAGAUGCCACAACCAUCAAUGGAUGUGAUGAAGAGGAAGAAGAACUUGGAGAAGAGGAGGAGGAUGAAGAUGAUCAUGACAAGAGCAUUGAGUUCAGAUCGGACAUAGGCAGCAGUGUUUAUCGACGUCUUCAUAGCCGCCUGACAUCCAUGGAUGGGGAUGAGGACAAGACUUCUGUAAUCAGUGAACGAGAUGAAGACCUGAGCACUCUGCCCGAUAAUUUGGACUUUAUGGAUGGGAUGAUUCCUCCUCUGUUCCUACACCUUACUUGUACAGUUCGAUUCAGCGGCCAUGUAGAAUCUACUUUGUCUGUGAAGACGGUUCCAACAUGCCUAGAUGAAAUAGUGCACUCCUUGAGCAGUAGCGAGAGAGAGGUAGACUUAAGUACAGUGAGUGUAACACUGGAUGUGUUGUGCAUGACGCUACCUCCAGCCUUAGCCACACAUACAAUGGGUGAGACUAUUGCUGCAUUGCUGGGUAAACGUGCAAGCCGUCUGACUAGUGUGUGCUCCUCUGCUUCUCCUCAGUUGAAGAGAGGGAGAUCUGUAUCAGAAUCAACAUGCGCAUCUAUGUCAGAUAUGGAAGACUCGUACCUUGAUGAUGAUGAUCAGCUGGGCCACUUACCAAAUUACCAACAUCAAGCUGUUAUAUCCACUGUUGAAGAGAUUAAGUGGCUGUUGCGGGAUGAGAUUGCGUCGGCCAUGUUGCACGUCUUCCCCUUGACAAAACAAACGCUGGAAAUGGUAGCAGCUCACGUUGAAAGUUCCAAGCAUGCAAGCAAUUGCAUAUCCGAGACUGUCCCUCUGAAUUUUGUGUGUGGGAUAGAACAGAGCAGAGAUAAGUUUAUACAGGAAUUUGGAAGGCUAAGUGUGGCAGGUCAUCACCUAGAGAAAGAGGGGUUGCUUUAUUAUGUUGUACAGGACAAAAAUCAGAUCCGCAGGAGGCAUUUCUCGUCCCUUGUUCCACCACUGGGAUUCAAGAGUCAGUUCAUCAUAGUAAGACCUCAACCUCAUGCAGAUGAUGCAGCUCAACUCAGGCAGAUGGAGUCAGGAAAUAUAACCAGCAAAGUCAGUCUCUCAUCGCCAGAUGUGAAAAUGCCGGCCAAGCUUCACACAACGCGAGUGUUAUUUGACAGCGAUAGGCGUACACUAGAGAACUUAGGUGAUGGGGAGAACCUUGGUCAGCGUGGCGAGAAGUGGAUGAGAAGACGAGAGAGGAAGGAAAGGAGAGAUUCUGAAAGACGAGGCUCUAUUAAUUCAACUGACUCAGAUUCCGAAAUUGAACAGGGUCGUCCGUCAUUUUCUCGAGAUUCAUCCUACCAAUCACAUGAUGGGAGGACAAGGUUUUCGGAGUCUCCCAAAAAGAAUUCAGAUGUCUUGGGAACAUCAUCCAGGAAGUCACAGGAUAAGAGAGAAGGGGAAGAGUCAGCUAAUGGGAGUGAGGCGAAAGAGGUUAAGAGGCAUCCACGCUUGGUAAGAAGUGGCCCCUGUCUUACCCCUUCGUUGUGUGAUAAUGAGUAUCCCCUGAAUCUGAGUAAGGAAGCAGACCCUAUCAUAGAAGGUCUUGAGCAGCUAGAUCAGAACACUAAGACAGGGCACGAUGAGAGUAAAAAGACUGAAGAGAGAGCAACUCUGUCAAACAAAACAUCGGGUGAAAGUGCGAACACAAGCACAGAGAGCAAAGCCAGCGUUGAUCAAGACGUUCCUGAAGACAGAGAAGAAAAGAAUGGCGAGACAAAAGGCUCAGGGAAAAUAGAUCAUUCAACUGCAGCCAUAGAUGAAAAUGUUGGUGAAGAUACACCUGUAAGUGUUGAAGGUUCUGCCAAUAUUUCCUCAAGGGUUGCCCCAGAGACUGCAGCCAUUGAGCCUGCAAAGUCUGCCAAGGAAGCAGCCCACAGGUUGUCAUUACCUUUAAAUGAGCUUAUCAGAUGUGGAUCUGAAAGCCUCCCACGAACACAGUUGUCAACAGAAGUCAUAAGGAAAUCUGCCAGUACAGAUAAUUUUGUUCCUUCUGUGACAGAAGCUGCGAUGGAUCAGUUUCGUAGUAAUCCAAGCAGCAUAAUGACUGUGAUGUGGGGUGAUUCUGGAUUAUGGGCAGAACUGAUCAAGAAUCGUCAAAAUUCAUCAGAACUUAAGAGUCGUCAUAAUUCCGGUGCCAGCGCUGAUAUACUAAAAAGUCGACAUAAUUCAGGUGCAGGUGGAGAUAUGCUUAAAAGUCGGCACAAUUCAGGCACUGGAUCAGUCCCAGGUGGCCUCUAUUCAGAUGUGUCCAGCCUUUUAGAGUCAGGGCAAACAACUGAAGAUGGAUGUGAAGGAGAUAUUAGUGAUUCUGAUAAUGAGUGCUGUGACUGGCUCCAAGAUUUCGAAGCUGUGCGACCUUUUCUGCCCGAGUUUUGGCUAAUCUUAAGAGUUUCCAGUGACUGUGUCGACACUUUCUUUCAUUGUCGAUCGGAAGGAGAGGUCUCUCGCUUGCGCUCAGUGCAAGCUGAAGUGGUACGUAGCGUUCGAGCCCUCGUGAAGCUCGUGAACCAGACACUUCUCCUUCAGGAUCUUCACUCUACGCGUAUGUGUAACCGUUUGCUGGAACCAGACACAUCUGAGGAUAUAUGGCGUCAUGAAGAGACAAAAGGAAGAAAUACUGAAGAUGGUGAUGCAGAUUCCAGAGGAGUUUUAGAAGCUAGCCUGAAAUUCAAGGCUGGGGCAUUUGCCUGUCGAGUAGUGUGGGAGACUAAGUUUGAAUUACAUCCCAAGGUGAAGCUGUGUGCUGGAAAAGUAGGCAGUAAGGGCAUCCAAGCCUUACGUACCAUUUUAAAUCCCAUCUCUGUAAACAAUCGGAAAAAUAUGUUUGUUUAUGAGGACACUUCAGGAAAUGGACCCCAUGUCUUUUACCUAAGGUUGAAUGAGCAGCAGACAACAUCAGUGUCCCCACAAGUUGAGGGCCGACGAGAUGAGGGCGGCCUGUCUCACAGCUCCUCUGUUGUUUCUUUAGGAAAGCGAGGGAGUAGAGAUGAUGAUCCUCUUAUCCUCAAGAAUGAGCUGAGACCUCGUGUCAGUUCCUUUGGAGAGAAGGAUGUCAUCAUGGAAGGAGUUCCAUCUACACCUGCCCAGCGCAAGCGUAAUCAUUACAUAAUCCUUACGGUCCAUGGCAUUGCAGAACCAGGACCUGCCAUCAAGGAGGAGCUUGUUCGGAUGUUACAAAAUCGUUUGGAUGAAGCUGUGGUGGAAAACAUUUGUGUUGUUUUGUGGAAUAAUCCUCAGCAUAAACUCUCUCCUGAAGAUGUUCACUUCAUUCAGCCUCCCUACCAACCACCUAAAACUACUAUUAGAUUUACUAUCAAUGCUUAUGCACUUCCUUAUUUACAAGCAGUUGGGUACUACCUAAAGCAGAACAUGUUGUCCUGUGGAUUUAUCCAUCCAAAAUUUACAGAUAAUCGACCAGAACAUCAUUUUCAGGAUUUUUCAGCAACAGACCAGGACUUAUGUAGUGAGCCGAACAUAUUCCUCUUUGUUCGUCCUAGAAAGUCAGCUGCUAAAGGCAUAGCUUGCAUAGCGUUUUCUUUGGUUGAUGGAAAGGGAAAUACUGUUCAGCUUAUAAGCUGCCAAAGACCUAAUCCUUUGGCAUAUCAAGAAGUCUUCUCAAAACAAGAAUUCGAGGCACUUACUCACACUCAGGAGUGCCAGGAAGAUCACUCAAAGUGUCCAGGCCCUAUGAGUGUACUUCAGUUCAAAGUUUGGGAGUCUGGGCGAGUGGAUUUAGAUGAAGUUCGAAGGUAUUUGGUGGAUUCUAUCAGUCAUGCACUGUUUGAUGUCAACACCGAGUAUCGCCUGUUAACAGCACCAUUGGUUCUAGGUCAGGAGAAGCAGUACCACACAGCCCCUGUUUCAGAACCAUCUACGCCAAAGAAAGACACGACUCAAGCAGAGCCAGUCCGAUCAGUUAGCUUGAUGGAGAGGAAUCCAAAUAGAGCCGAAGAUCGCAUGAGGUCCAUCUCUGUGUCUGGUGUCCCCCCUCAUGUGUGUCUUCCUCACAUGACCAGUAGACUCGGGCUCAAAAGGUCCGUACAUGGAACCGAUUCCCGUGGGGAUUCGUUGAAAGACCAGCGAGCCCCUUCACCCCUGACGUUAGUGCAGGCAAGACUGCGACUCAUGUCUAACUCUGUGCCCGACCUGAAGUUACGAGGUCGAAGGGCAUCAUUACAGUCUCCCUGGGACAACUCAUCUGGGAACGAUAGCUCAGCACCGACCAGCUCUUCUGGCCAUUCUCCACUGAAAAUAAGACAUUCCGUUGAUUUUGGAAUGGAGCACAGUCAACUGAUAGUAGAAGAUGGACUUCAUACAGCUGAGAAAUCGCCGUGGGAUAUAGUAGACAGAUCAUCAGCCACCUUGCAUCCAUUAUUCUGUGAAUUAUUGCUUGACUGGCUGGAGUAUGCUUCGGAGCUCGGCGAGAAAGGCGAACAUGCGGUCCGCAAAGAACUUGGGGAGAAAGGAGGCGAACAUGCGGUCCGCAAAGAACUUGGGGAGAAAGGAGGUGAACAUGCCGUUAGAAAAUACACCCAGCAUAUUUCAACCAGACAUGCAGUACCAGUGUUCAUCACUGAGCUUCAGAAGUGGGUUUCUUCAAAGUGGACAGAGGUUACCACAGAAAUAUUUGAGGAGAUGGAUGUUGAGGGCAAGUCACCAGUCUACAAACUUGUGGAGUCAGGCAAGCCACCAAAUGUGCUGAAGUCUAGGUCUAGUGGAGGAUAUGACGUUAAGAAAAUAAUAAUUGUAAGCCGAAACAACAAACAGUGGUGGUCGUCAAUACAUGAGGACAACUUUCAUGAUUACUACAUGUCCACCAUUAAACCAAGUAAAGCCACACAAAGGUAUCCUCCUCUCAUUGUGUGGCCUAAAGGCCAGUGUAUAAGUGAAGAGGACUCAGUUUAUCCAAGACCUGACUCAGGACAGCCACCAAGUGGUCUUAGCACCCCUGUUACAGCUCCUCCAACAGGAAUUCCUUCUUCCAUGACUAGCAGUAGUGUUGGAACCUCUGCAAUACCUAUAUCCACUCCUGUAACAGUGCCCUCUACCCCAACAAGUCUCUCAUCUGCAGUCCUCUGGCCAUAUGAGUCAACAGAAGCCCUUUUCAUUCCACGACAGAAGCUGUUAUAUGCAACAAUUGUCGGGGAGGAAAUUGUGAUAUAUACGUACAACUGGACAAAGGAACACUGUGAUGCCCUCCACAUUUUCAUGAACUGUCUGGCCCAGUGGACUAAGGCUCGUUCACGACUUCUUUCAACUGUAGUUGUGCAGAAGAUGGGGCUCUUCCAUAACCAGCCAUUUGGGAGGAAAACUGAUUCUGAGGAAGACAAUCCAAAUUUUUAUUCAUUUGCCACUGUUGAAGCUUUGAUAAAGGCACAAGCACCUAUCUCGCAGCUGGGUGUGGUAAACGAACGAGGCGGCAGGAGGUCUCAGACUAACAUGCAAGUCCCUGGCAUUGGAGAUGUGUACAGAGACAGCAGACCAGUACGCUGCCUGAGAAAUUCAGCUUAUGGAAAUCUCAAAGUGCUUGAGUUACGACACGGCAAUCAGAUGCUUGAAAUCAAGAGACUCAGAGUGCAGAAAGAAAACCAGAGGAAAGUCUUGGUACAGAUGAUUUCUCAGUCACCAGGUCAUGCCAGUCCAGCGUUUGAUGAAAAAAUUCUGGAUCUUUACAAGCAGACUGCACGAUUUGUUCACUUUUGCUACACUCCAAUGUUGUUCCUUCCACGAUGGAGGUGGCAGGUAGCUGCCGUACGAGACCACAGUUUACCAAAUGAAGAAAUGGGUCCAGAAAAGGCAACAGCACUGGGUUUCAAAACCCCAGAAAAUCGAUCAAGACAUGACUCUGGCAGCUCCAUGAAAGGAGCCGUUAGCACUGGACCAGCUGAAUUACGCCGAACGCUAUCUUUGAUGACCGCGGUGUCAAGCCCGGCACAACGCAAGCGUCACAUAACAGGCGGAGACGAUAAAUGGCACGGAUCGCUGUGCAUGAAUUUCUUGAAAGAGUACAUCCAGUAUCUUCAGAGUCUUGGCUUUUUGUCCCUUUCUGUAACCAAAGGACCCAUUCAAAAAGGGGCCACUCUGAACAGGGAGAGAGAAACACGGAGCUUCUGGACAAAAGAAGUGAGGUUCAACGAGCAUCUGUCGACCGAGUCUACAUAUCUGAUGAAGAAUGUUUUAGGUGGAAUAAUACUUCUUGAGAUCUUUUUCACUGAGCCUUAUUUUGCUGUUAAGGUGUAUGUUCUUGAAUCAAUAAGGUUACAGGGAAGAAAACUCAAUACACUGUCCUCUCAGACCCAAGGAGUCAUAGGAGUUGUGGUGAGCGGUCCUCCAGCACCUGUGCUUCCCUCACCACACUCUUCUGCUACGCUCCUCUUUCCCGAGGGCUGCCCUCCUGACCACAUUGAUGACAAAUUCGCCACCAAUUACUUUAUGGACGAAGUUGACAGCAUGAAGGUCCUUCUGCACGUUCAUUCGUUCACUUACGAUUUCCAUCUCCGAAGUGUUUGUGCCUAUGUGACAGAUCGACAGCUUCUCUUCCAUCCUGGCUAUCAUGUGUCCUCCUUCUUAAAUGACUUCAUCAAGUAUUAUAACAAGGGACCAAAUUUUGCAAGGAAUAUGGUUUACUCUGCACACAUGAAAGUGUUAGAUACUGGAACUCCAGGAGAGCAGUUGUACAAUUAUCUGUUGGCUCGAGAAAAACAGUAUGGCGUGAAAGUCCUCAGAAUGAAGCCUAUCUUCAUUGACCCUGACUCAGAUAUGCAAGAGACAGAAUUCAUCAUGGUGUACAAUGAGACAUGCAGGAUGGGGUACAGCGAUGCCAAUGAGCAGAGAGUCACCGACGAGUAUGACGUGUCAGUGCUGGUCACUCAUGAUCUGUCAGAAGAUGGUGGUGAUGUGGCCAAUCAGCAGACUGAUGCUCUUCACCUGAAAGUUUACAUCCUUCUGAGCAGCAAGAGGGAAAUGUAUCCCAACCGCACACUGGAUAGAAAGAAAGGAAUCUUCAGAACUGUGUAUGAUGUACCAACCCUGAGAGCAGAAAAAGCAGAGAAGGCAGCUGCUUCUGGUCUUAAGGUGGAGACUAUUGAAAGGAAAGGGGAUACUAUUACUGGCACACCAGUAACUUUAACAGUCAUAGAAGAUGGCAAAGAAGUUUCCAGCAGCUUUUCCGAGUGGACAAGAGCUUCAAUGGGCACAGAAGGAGCUUCGCCAGUGCUCGAGUAUAUACCUUCGUUGCCCAGCACAAAGGAAAUCCUUCCUCCUCCACCUCUGAAGUCCCAUAGUGGCAUUAGGUUGGAAAGUGUGAGAUAUCUUGGCUAUUACACCCACUAUGAACAGAAAAUCCACACCAAUCUUCAUAAUCAGGCUUUGCAAGCACAGAGACACAUCCAUUUUAUUUUCAACCAAGCUAAAAUCCAUUGCAGACGAGAUUGGCUUUGGCAAAGACUAACCGCAGUUCUCCGUGAAGAUGAGAAACAGAAAAUAGCAAGGGAUCAGGUCCUGAGCAAUGCAGCUUACAGUGAAUUGUGUGAACUCUUGAGCCUUGUGCAGGUGACAUCUCUAAGUACAAUUGACCCAAAUCUUGCCCCCUUCUUCUCAAAGCCAUUGCAGUGGUAUCAAGGCCUCACAAGGGUACUACAAGCAAAAUACCAAGACAGAUACAGGAGUUUAACUUCAAAUGAUGGCAACAUUCAGCACCUGUUGAUUCUCAGUCCCUCCUGUCCUGAAGCAUUCAUGAUGCUAUCAACAAAUUUGCAUCUUCAGAAAGCAGAGUUGAGUUGCAUCAACAAGCAACUGCGAAAUGAAGAAAAAGUGAUCAUCGUAACAAAUACCAAGAUAAUGGGCAUUCUCACAGAUUUUGUUAAUGCGUGUUGUUAUCAUCUGUGGACAGGAUUAUUAUAGUCGACACAGUAGCAUUUUAGAUAAGAAUUAUACUGAAUGCCAUAACAAUAAGUCCGUAUCUGGUGCUAUCUACAUAUUUAGUGAUGCUUAAGGAUUCUCUUCCAUGUUGUAACAUAUGAUUCUUUAAUGGCUUUACAAUUUAUCAACAUAGUUUAAGAUAUAAAAGGUAUUUUUACCCCCUUUGAGGUUGUAUGACAGGUUCCCUAUACAUGUUAGUUGAAUGUAGGGCUACUCAAAGCGAAUAUCGAAGUUUUUUCUUUCCAGGAAAAAGUCUUCAAAGAAAAUCAGCUAACAGACCAGUUUUUACAUUUGCAAUAUGAUGUGCAGAAUAAGCUGAUUUUCACUGUCAUAUAAACAGACAGUAAAACCUACCAAACGGCCUUAAUUUUAGUAGAGCAAUGAAGGGUAUAUAAUUAUGCUCAACUCCAAAAUGAAUGAAUAUAAGCUAAUGCUACAGAAUUAGUGCUUUGAGAUUUAGGCUGCACUGAUAAAGUGGAUCUUGAAUAAAGUAAGUACAAAGGUAGGAGUAUUUAGAUGCAAAGUUAUUACAGAAAUAGUAUCAUUUCUCUGCAAGUAGUUUGUUAGAAGUUACAAAUCUAAUUUUGUUUUAUACAAUUUUUUUCUGCCCUUUAUUCUUAAGUGGUGGUUAUCUACAGCAUUCAGCUACUAAAAAUGUUAGGUGACAAAAUGUUCUUAAAUUGCAAACAUUGAUUUUAUAAGCCUUAAUCAAACUGAUAUCAACCAGGACAGACCAUAUAAAAUGAGAGGUGACAGGUUAAAUGGUACGAUUUAUAGUAGUUGAUGCUACGAGUGCCAACAUUGGAUUUCAUCACCUGGCAAUGAUGAGCAUUUGUGUAUUUCAUUCACUAUUUUUGUUUUUGUGUCAGUUUCACAGAGUUGACCUCUUCUGUUUCUGGCACAGUUUCCCUUCUUAGUUCCUUCCAGAACUAUUUACCUUUUUCUUCAUUGUGUUUAUACGUACCUACUUUAUUUCCACAUUCUUGCUCUCCAAAUCAACAUUUUUUAAAAGCUACCUUUUCUACAAGUCUUCUUGUGUUUGCCUCAUUAAUUCACAUUUAACAAUGUUAAACAAUUUUAUGUAGUGUUAUAUAUACUGAGAAUUUUUGCACAGUAUGUGUUUCUUCAUGCUAAUGCUUCCCCUUGCCCUCUUUGCUACAGUAAGUUACCCAGUCUUAGCUCAGGGUUACAUUCUUUCAAAGAAGCCAGGUUUCUUAUGUAGUUCCUUUCUUUGCAGUACAUUAAUCUAGCUUAACAAGAUGUACAUGAUGGAUCCGUGUAGAAAAAAAGUAUACUGGAAAAAAUUUGUUAAGGUGCAUUGCACUGCUGUAAAAUGUCAUAAACAGAUGCCUGCAACUUAUCACAUACAGCUUGAUACUCAACAACUUAUUGAUAUUUCUAGCCAGUUCCUCAUUCAAUUAUCUAGGUUAUACCAAAGGUUCAUUCUCCACUCAUUUGUGUAAUAUAUGAAGUAAAUGGUCAACAUGUGUUCAUAUGUUUGACUGUAGUGUGGGUGCACCCAAGUCUGUAAACAUGUGUUCCUUCUCAUUGCAUCACUGACUGACCUUUUUACAUAAACUGACAGCACUGACGAUAUACUGACAUUAUCUUGCAUUGCCGCAGUGCCAAAAUUGUACCAUUUUAGCUUUUCCGACCUCACUUUAAAUGAACUGACCUUAUAUAAUAUUUUUUUUUAAAUCUACGGCAUCUCUGACCAAAAAUGAAUGCAGUAUUUGCACUUCCAUCUCUUUACUUCCCAGUACAUUCAGUCAACAUUAAGACGAUAAUAACAUCCUCUUUUAAUUAUGCUGGUCAUAACAUAGUUAAGGUUUGCUAAAACUGAUUUUAAAUUUGACAAGACAAUGAUUUCUAUUACAAAUAGUCAGUGUUUACUCUCACUUUAUUGUAUGUUAGAUUUUACAUGAAUUUUGAUUCUCAUGGUAAGUGUUAACAGCAACAUCUUGCCAUAAAAUGCAGUAUAGAGCUAUUGAUAUUAUUACUUCUUGUAUUUAUAAAAUUCCUACAAACACAACUUUACCAUUGUUAGUGAAAAUUAAAACUAUCCAGAAAGAUUUAAAAGGUACUUACUGUAUAUGGUAAAUAAAUGUAACUGGAAAUAGUAGUUGUUUGAGCUGCAGUUAUGCAAGUAUCAGCUAAAUUUACAUUUGUGCUUGCUGUGAUCAUUUACAAUACAUAGUUAGACCAAGUAGGCAAUGGUGGUGAACCCACUGGAAUGAUGUUGCACAGGAACUUCACAAAUAAUUAGAAAAUAAAGCUGAAUUGGAAUCUGUCAAGAAGUAAUUUACAAAACAAAAUCUUCACAUUCUUCAAAAGACAGAUUAAUGUACAGCAGAAGACCACUACAGUUUUACAGUACCUCAGAACAAAAA